AAUUGUUGCUUUGUUUUCCUGCGCUCAAUGAGUCUAAUUUCAAAGGACGUGUCGUAGAAAUACGAGUACAAGGAUGAGCACCAAAACGGAUACCUAUACUUCGGUUGUGUUUGUUAUUUGUAAGCGAAGGUUUUUACUGGCAAAUCGUUAGAAUGGUUUCGGGCUUACGGUCAGUGGACGCGGUUGGCGUUUGAAGAAGGAAAAAUAAAUACAAUACAAAUUUGUGUAUUUAUGCUUUACAUAUAAUUACAUAUCCUAAUUCGUAAAGUACAGUGCAUUCCGUUAGUUUAUAUGCCACACGACUGUUUUAAGCAGCUGUUUAAACUACUACGAAAAUUUACGAAAAUAAACGAAAAUUUUGAAAAUAAACAUAAAAAACGAACAAGUUCAGCCAUUUACAUAAGUUUGUUUUGACAAAAAAAAGUGCGAAAAAUAUGCAACUUCCAACGGCGAUCCACAGCACGCAGGAAUAAGUCUGAAAGCUGUUUUGAACCAGCGAAUUCACAGGAAUUUCUAUUUUUUAAGCUCCCAGUGCGUAAUUUAAGGCCUUUGGGCCUCUCUCACCGCCAAAAUGUCGUCCGUAAAGGUGGCGGUUCGAGUGCGACCCUUCAAUUCGCGUGAAAUCGGUCGGGAAUCAAAAUGUAUUAUCGAAAUGAACGGUGCUACUACCGCUAUCACAAAUCCCAAAGUACCACCAAACAGCAGCGAAGCCAUCAAACGCUUCAAUUUCGAUUACUCUUAUUGGUCGCACAAUCCACGAGAUCCCGAAUUCUCUACACAAGAGAUGGUCUACAAGGACAUUGGCGAGGAGAUGCUGCAACACUCUUUCGACGGCUACAACGUAUGCAUAUUCGCCUACGGUCAAACCGGUGCUGGCAAAUCCUAUACAAUGAUGGGCAAGCAGGAGGAACAUCAAGAGGGUAUCAUACCGAUGAUUUGUAAAGAUCUCUUCAAUCGUAUACACGACACGGAAACAAGUGAACUCAAGUAUUCGGUUGAGGUUUCCUAUAUGGAAAUCUAUUGUGAACGUGUACGCGAUUUAUUAAAUCCAAAGAAUAAAGGCAACUUGCGCGUACGUGAGCAUCCAUUGCUCGGUCCAUAUGUGGAGGACUUAUCCAAGUUGGCGGUGACUGAUUAUCAGGACAUACACGAUCUCAUCGAUGAGGGCAACAAGGCGCGCACCGUCGCCGCUACCAACAUGAAUGAGACCAGUUCUCGCUCUCAUGCGGUAUUCACCAUUUUCUUUACCCAACGUCGUCACGAUAAUAUGACCGAUCUCACCACCGAGAAGGUUUCCAAAAUUAGUUUGGUCGAUUUGGCUGGCUCCGAACGCGCUGAUUCGACUGGCGCCAAAGGCACACGACUAAAGGAGGGCGCUAAUAUUAAUAAAUCUUUGACUACACUGGGAAAAGUUAUCUCGGCUUUGGCUGAAAUCUCUGCUUCUAAGAACAAAAAAUCAAAGAAAGCCGAUUUUAUACCUUAUCGCGACUCUGUGCUAACCUGGUUAUUGCGCGAAAAUUUGGGUGGCAACUCUAAGACAGCUAUGAUUGCUGCCAUCUCACCGGCCGAUAUUAACUAUGAUGAAACAUUGAGCACCUUGCGCUACGCCGAUCGCGCCAAACAGAUCGUUUGCAAGGCCAUCGUCAACGAAGAUGCCAAUGCCAAGCUUAUACGCGAACUCAAAGAAGAGAUUCAAAAGUUGCGCGAUCUCUUGAAGGCCGAGGGUAUUGAAGUGCAAGAAGGGCCCGAUGGUAAAGUGGUUUGUGAGAAGCGCGACCCGAAUAAAGAUGAAAUGACUAAAUCGGGCAGUGGUCCCCUAAAAUCCCCAACAAAGGCACGUAAUCGUAAUGGUUCAACUACUGAAAUGGCAGUGGAUCAGUUGCAGGCCAGCGAGAAAUUAAUUGCAGAACUCAACGAAACUUGGGAGGAGAAACUCAAGCGCACCGAAGAGAUCCGUUUGCAACGCGAGGCGAUCUUCGCUGAAAUGGGUGUAGCCGUGAAGGAGGACGGUGACACUGUAGGCGUAUUCUCACCAAAGAAAACGCCACAUUUGGUCAAUCUAAACGAAGAUCCAAAUUUAUCAGAAUGCCUCUUGUACUAUAUUAAAGAUGGCAUUACACGUUUGGGCACACACGAGGCCAAUGUACCACAAGACAUACAACUCUCGGGCUCACAUAUUUUGAAGGAACAUUGCACUUUUGAAAAUCGCAGUAGUACCGUUACGCUCAUACCGCACAAAGAUGCAUUAGUCUACUUGAAUGGACGUAAAUUGGUUGAGCCAGAGGUUUUGAAGACCGGCUCGCGUGUCAUACUUGGCAAGAAUCAUGUAUUCCGCUUCACAAACCCUGAACAGGCGCGUGAAUUACGUGAAAAGAUCACUGAGAAUGCGGAAAAUGAGAAUGAAAUAGAGAAGGCGGAUACACAACAGGUGGAUUGGAAUUUUGCACAGUGUGAGUUGUUGGAAAAGCAGGGCAUUGAUUUGAAGGCGGAAAUGCAGAAGCGUUUGGAUAAUUUGGAGGAGCAGUAUAAGCGCGAAAAGCAGCAGGCCGAUCAGCAGUUCGAGGAGCAGCGUAAGAACUAUGAAGCACGCAUUGAUGCGUUACAGAAACAAGUUGAAGAACAAUCGAUGACUAUGUCGAUGUAUAGCAGCUAUUCACCUGAAGAUUUCCACCAGGAGGAGGAUUUAUACACCAAUCCACUCUACGAAUCAUGUUGGACUGCACGCGAGGCCGGUUUAGCCGCUUGGGCAUUCCGCAAAUGGCGCUACCAUCAAUUCACUUCAUUGCGCGAUGAUCUCUGGGGUAAUGCUAUAUUCUUGAAGGAGGCUAACGCCAUAUCGGUGGAGUUGAAAAAGAAGGUGCAAUUCCAAUUCACACUUCUCACCGACACACUCUACUCUCCGCUACCACCUGAGCUGGCCUCAGCCGCUUCGCCACUGCAGAACGAGGAUGAAUUUGGCGCACCACCAGUUUCGAAAACCAUUGUGGCUGUAGAGGUAACCGACACCAAAAAUGGUGCUACACACUACUGGUCGUUGGAGAAAUUGCGCUAUCGUUUGGAGUUGAUGCGUCAAAUUUACAAUGUCGAGAGUCCACCAUCAUCUAUGCUCUACGAUACGACCUCGCUGUGCGGCGAAAGCGCUCUUAUUUCGACUGAAGAUCUACAAUACGAUGGCAUCAUACCACACACUACCACAACUGUCUCGUCGAACUACAGCUCAUUUUUCGCUCCCAAUCCUGAGACCUCCUCUCUUCUUGCAUACCCCCAAUCCCAACGACAAGUACACGCUAACACUACAUCGUCGUCAUCGGCUUCGUCGCUGUUGGCGCCUAUAAACGACAACUUAUCGCAAGUGAAUCGUACGAGUCCGAAGAAAGCUGGUCCACCCGGUGGCUCACCAUCGCGCUUGUCAUUGGUCAACCUAAUGCCAUCUAGGUCUGCUUUCAUUUUCGAUACAACGAGGCAACGCUUGGAGCUGAUGCGCGAAAUGUAUCACAAUGAGGCUGAACUCAGUCCCACUUCACCGGAUUAUAAUGUCGAAAGUUUGACUGGCGGUGAUCCAUUCUAUGAUCGUUUCCCUUGGUUCCGCAUGGUGGGUCGUUCUUUCAUUUAUCUCAGCAACUUACUAUAUCCCGUGCCACUGGUACACAAAGUGGCGAUUGUCAAUGAGCGGGGCGAUGUGCGCGGUUACUUGCGUGUAGCUGUGCAACCGGUAUUGGACGAGGAGUCCAUCGACUUCAACAAUGGCGUUAAACAAUCGGCACGCUUGAUAUUCAAUGAGGACGAUGCCAAGCCAAAGUAUCGCGCUCUGAACGAGAAGGAUGAUGUACAGCGUUACAUCGACAAUGGUGGACUGGAUACCAAGCUUGAAGAACUCGAGGAUGCUGACUCCGGACGCGGCAUUGAUUCCAACUCAGCUUCUGAGUGUCAAGAGGCUAAUGAAGAGCCUGGCGAGCAUUUAGAAAUCGGCAAGGAAUUCACAUUCCGCGUUACCGUACUACAGGCUACCGGCAUUGGCGCUGAAUACGCUGACAUCUUCUGUCAGUUCAACUUCUUGCAUCGUCAUGAGGAGGCUUUCUCCACCGAACCAGUCAAGAACUCGGCAUCUGGCGCUCCCCUCGGCUUCUACCAUGUUCAAAAUAUUACCGUACCCGUUACCAAGUCGUUCAUUGAGUAUUUGAAGACCCAACCGAUUAUGUUUAAGAUCUUUGGACAUUAUCAAACUCAUCCUUUGCAUAAGGAUGCCAAGCAGGAGUUUGUUUCGCGUCCACCACCACGUCGCAUGCUUCCGCCAAGCAUUCCCAUCAGCCAACCGGUGCGUAGUCCCAAAUUUGGACCACUACCAUGUCCAUCCACGUCAACAGUUUUGGCUAAACAUGACGUCUUGGUUUGGUUCGAAAUAUGUGAGCUCGCACCAAAUGGCGAGUAUGUGCCAUCGGUGGUUGAACACAGCGACGAUCUUCCGUGCCGCGGUCUAUUUUUGCUCCACCAGGGCAUACAGCGACGCAUACGCAUUACCAUCGUACACGAACCCACAGCCGAAGUUAAAUGGCGUGAUAUACGCGAAUUGGUUGUUGGCCGCAUACGCAAUACACCAGAAUCUUCGGAUGAUUUGGAUGAGGACUCGUGUGUUUUGUCAUUGGGCUUGUUUCCUGGCGAGACUUUGGAGGUACCCGGCGAUGAUCGUUCGUUCUAUCGCUUUGAGGCUGCUUGGGAUUCAAGCUUACAUAAUUCUACUUUGCUGAAUCGCGUGACACAAGCUGGCGAGACCAUCUAUAUAACUUUGAGCGCUUAUUUGGAGCUCGAAAAUUGCGCACGCCCAGCCAUCAUUACCAAAGACCUCAGCAUGGUCAUUUACGGACGCGACGCACGCACCGGACCACGUUCGUUGAAACAUCUCUUCUCCGGUCAAUAUCGUAAUCCCGAAGCCAAUCGCUUGUCGGGCGUUUAUGAAUUGUCAUUGCGUAGAGCCUCUGAAGCAGGUAGUCCAGGUGUACAACGACGCCAGCGACGUGUCCUCGAUACCAGCUCCACUUAUGUGCGCGGCGAAGAGAAUCUUUCUGGCUGGCGUCCACGUGGCGAUUCGCUCAUUUUCGAUCAUCAAUGGGAAUUGGAAAAGUUGACACGACUCGAAGAGGUGGGACGUGUGCGCCAUUUGUUGUUGUUGCGCGAACGCCUUGGCAUGGACACCAAUCCAAAUCCGACCACGAAGACCGAAAAGGACGUGUGCAAUUUGGCAGCGCGUGCAGCCACCUCACCAGUACAUAUGGUCAUACCACCAUCACCACAAACGCCCGUUAAGGAUCCACAACAGAUGAUGCCCGAGCGGGAGUACAAUCAAAGGGAGCAAGAGUUGUUGCUGAAAUGCUUGAAGUUGGUGCAGGGCACCUAUAACAAAUCUACAGAUCCCACAGCGGAGCCAGCCACCCAGUCGGAUGUGUCGCCCAGCGAUGAGGGCUGCGCUGACAUGACCGUUAGCUGCAUCUCUGGCAGCUCGAUAGAAACAACACCAAAAAUUAGACGAAGAUUAUGUUCACCCGAUCGUGCUGAUGCGCCCAAUGGCUGGGAGGCACCUGCACCCGCAACACAACCGGCCCUACCGCUGCGGCUAUACGUACCCGAGUUAGAGGAGAUACGUGUGAGCGCUGUUGUGGCGCGCAAGGGAUUGCUCAAUGUAUUGGAGCAUGGUGGUUCGGGUUGGAAGAAGCGUUGGGUGAUUGUGCGUCGCCCCUAUGUUUUCAUCUACAAGUCGGAGAAGGAUCCAGUUGAGCGUGCAGUAUUGAAUUUAGCGACAGCUCAGGUUGAAUGUAGUGAAGAUCAAGCGGCUAUGGUGAAGAUACCCAAUACAUUUAGUGUUGUCACUAAGCAUCGCGGCUAUCUGCUGCAAACGUUGGGCGAUAAGGAGGUACACGAUUGGCUGUACGCCAUCAAUCCCCUACUGGCUGGACAGAUAAAGUCAAGACUGGCACGUCGUACAUUGGAGUCGUCGGCAUCGCAAACCGCAUCACAAAUCCAAGCUACAACGGCGUCAAAUGCACAGACAAACAAUAAAUGAGAUACAAUUACGAUGGAAUCUGUAUUAGUGUAUUAAGAGAACGAGGGCAGGGUGUUUCUGAACAGUAUAUGCAAAAGUUAUAACAACAAACAGAAAAACAAAAUUAUUAUUUAGAUAUAUACUCGUACGAUAAGAAAAUGAGAUACAUACAAACACAUACAUACUUAUAGUAUAAAUAAAAAGAGUAUAUAAAAGGUUAAAUAUAUACAAACAUACAUACCAUUUAUGUAUGUAGUAUUAAAAAGUAUAUGAGGGCAGCGAGGCAAUUGGAAAUCGAAGAGAAAAUAUUAUAGAAAAGCGUAAG
Rhagoletis zephyria (snowberry fruit fly) is the source of this 6359-nucleotide messenger RNA. RefSeq names its product kinesin family member unc-104 (gene unc-104). The record is from RefSeq and is a predicted model, not a curated record. NCBI's taxonomy places the organism in Eukaryota, Metazoa, Arthropoda, Insecta, Diptera, Tephritidae. Gene Ontology annotation, biological process: microtubule-based movement. Gene Ontology annotation, molecular function: microtubule motor activity; microtubule binding; ATP binding.